Molecule: messenger RNA, 4814 nt
Organism: Hyalella azteca
Lineage: Eukaryota; Metazoa; Arthropoda; Malacostraca; Amphipoda; Hyalellidae
Gene: fliI
Product: protein flightless-1
Biological process (GO): actin polymerization or depolymerization; myofibril assembly; barbed-end actin filament capping
Cellular component (GO): actin cytoskeleton; nucleus; cytoplasm
Molecular function (GO): actin filament binding; phosphatidylinositol-4,5-bisphosphate binding
Source: RefSeq, a predicted model, not a curated record
AAACAUGGGAUGCCCGAGUGUAUUGGAGAAAUGUCUAGCCUUCGGUGGCUCAGAGCAGAUGCUACAGGCCUUGAGGAGCUUCCAAGCAGCAUCUCAUCACUCAGUAAAUUGGAACAUCUUUCAUUGAAGCACAACAACCUGAUUGGCAUUGAUGAUACAGUUACAGAGCUGCCUUGCCUCCGCACAUUGAAUGUGCGGCACAACAAAAUCCAGCAUGACACCAUCAAUGAGGAUCUCUUUCAGUUAUCCGAUUUGACAACGCUGGAUCUCUCUGGCAACAGGCUGAGUGAAGUUCCCUGUGGCCUUGAAAAUGCUAAAAGUCUCUUGGUUCUGAACAUGUCUGACAACCAGUUGGAAGAAAUUCCUUCUCAAAUUUUGGUGAACUGCACGGAUUUGCUGUACCUGAACCUAGCUGACAACAAACUUGCUACAUUUCCCCCUCAAGUUCGAAGAUUAGUUCAUCUGAAGACAUUAAUUCUGAACAACAACUGUCUCACUCACUUCCAGUUUAGGCAACUACCAUCUUUGGUCUCCCUGGAAACCCUGCACAUGUCCAACACGCAGCGCAGUCCUGGUAACCUGCCAGCUACGUUGGAAGCGCUCGUAAAUCUUGCUGACGUUGACUUGUCCUUCAAUAACCUGAGCAAAGUACCUCAAUGUCUCUACACGCUCAGGGGCUUGAGGAGGCUCAACCUCUCUGAUAACAACAUCACGGAACUCGCUCCUGAGAUGGAAACUUGGAGCAAACUGGAGGUGCUGAACAUAUGUCGCAACAAAGUGUCCGCUCUGCCAUCUCAGCUGUGCAGACUUGAGCAGAUCAAGCGCCUAAUGCUGAAUGAAAAUCAACUGUCGUUUGAAGGACUACCUUCCGGGAUCGGCAAGCUUGGUCGCCUUGAAGUGUUCUCUGCUGCGCACAAUAAACUGGAAAUGAUUCCUGAGGGACUUUGCAGGUGCCCCAACUUGAAGCGCCUGCAUUUGAACUCGAACUGCCUUGUGACGCUGCCUGAAGCUAUCCAUUUCAUCACGGAGUCACUGGACGAACUUUUGCUCGACAACAACCCUGACAUGGUGUGGCCACCCAAGCCCCGAGGCCUGGCUAAGGGAUCCGGCGCCCAGUUCUACAACAUUGACUUUUCCCUGCAGGCUCAGCUCAGCAAAGCUGGAGCUCAGAAUGCUGCUUCCCUAGCCGCCAAUUCACCAAAUUCUGGCUUGCCCAAAGACCCGAUCGCUCGCAAGAAGCGCCUUCGUCAGUUCAGGAAAGACCAACAGGAUGAUAAACAGGAAAAAAUUCUUAAGGGAAUGAAAGACAUUGCCAAGGAUGAAGAAAAACAAAAGCAAAAGGAGAAAAUGACUGAAGAGAGAAGCAGCCAAGUAUUGAGGCAGAAACGCUGGGACGAGGCUUUGGAGAGACCUGCUCUGAACUAUCACGAGUUUUUUGACGAAGACGUUGGUCAAAUUCCUGGCUUGACAGUGUGGGAAAUUGAGAAUUUCCUUCCCAACCAAAUGGAAGAAGCGACUCAUGGCCAGUUCUAUGAGGCUGAUUGCUACAUUGUGCUUAAAACAGAGCUCGAUGACACGUCCAGUCUGGUGUGGCAGAUCUACUUCUGGAUUGGAGAGAAAACUACGCUGGACAAAAAAGCGUGUGCCGCGAUUCACGCCGUCAACCUGCGUAACUACCUUGGAGCUGAAGGCCGCACACACAGAGAAGAGCAGGGCGACGAGAGCAAGGAGUUCCUCGACAUUUUCCAGCAUCAAAUCACGUAUAUUGAAGGAGGCAGGACGGCGUCAGGCUUCUUCACUGUCGAAGAAGUGGACUAUCCGGUGAGAAUGUACUGCAUUCAUCCUAACAGUCAGUGCGUUCAUUUCGAGACUGUGGCACUUGACAUUUCAUCAUUGGAUCCUCGUCACGUAUUUCUUUUGGACGAUGGCAAGGAACUUUACGUGUGGCAGGGCGAGAAAGUGAAGAAAACACUCGUGACUAAAACGCGUCUUGCCGCCGAAAAGAUCAACAAAGAUGAACGCAAAAACGAGGCUGAGAUUCACAUGUUAGUGCAAGGCAAGGAAAGCAAUAAAUGGGGUGACUUCUGGGCUAUUCUUGGCAUUGACCAUGAAGAUGAGACCACUCCUGAGGGCUUUGAGAUUGUGGAACACAUUGAAAACACAGAGCCAUUACUGCCUCGUUUGUAUCAGGUGGGACUGGGCAUGGGCUACCUCGAACUUCCCCAAGUGGAAGUACCUGAAAAGAAGCUCGUCAAGAAGCUCCUCGUCACCAAAAACGUUUUUAUUUUAGACUGCUACUGCGAUGUCUUCGUUUGGAUUGGACGCAAGUCAACGCGUUUGGUUCGGGCGGCGGCAUUGAAACUGUCGCAGGAGCUCCUGAAAAUGAUUCAACGGCCGAGCCAUGCGGCCACCACUCUCAUCAAAGAAGGAAAUGAGUCUAUGGUUUUCAAAAGUAAAUUUACUGCAUGGAAUGAUGUCAUUGACGUAGAUUUCACUCGAACAGCUGACUCUGUACGAAAGACAGGUGCCAAUCUAAAAGACUGGGCCUCCAAGCAAGAGACCAAGACUGACUUGAGCGCACUCUUUACUCCGCGACAGCAGCCCAUAUCUCUCGAAGAGGCUGUGCAAUGCAUGGAAGACUGGAAUGACGACUUGGACUCGAUGGAUGCUUUUGUUUUGGAAGGGAAAAAGUUUGUCAAACUGCCUGAAAAUGAGCUUGGACAUUUCAGGUCUGGUGAAUGCUACGUCUUCCUGUGUAGAUAUUGGGUCCCUGCUGACCAACCAGAAGAAAACAAUACUGAUUCUGAGUCUGGCAGUAAAAAGGAACAGCCAGAAGAACCAGAGGACGAUUUCCAAUGCAUUGUGUAUUUUUGGCAAGGACGAGAUGCCUCUAAUAUGGGUUGGCUGACAUUCACAUUUAGCCUGCAAAAGAAAUUUGAAAUGCUUUUCGGAGAUAAACUAGAAGUUGUUCGCAUGCAGCAGCAACAGGAAGCUGUGAAAUUCAUGGCGCAUUUUAAACGAAAAUUCGUAAUUCAUACCGGAAAUCGUAGACGAUCUUCCCCCUUGAAACCUGUUAAAAAACGCCAGCCGACAACUGAAGGCGAUGCGGAUGAAAACACUGAAGCUGUUGAACCCGUUGAAGAUGCUGAGACUAAACCUACAACCCCUCCUCCUCAACCAAAACCAGAACUGUUCCACAUGCGUUCCAACGGUUCACCGCUCUUCACCCGCUGUAUCCAAAUCAAAGUUGAUGCUUCCCUGUUGAAUUCCUAUUUCUGUUACAUACUCAAAGUGCCAUUUGGAGGAGAAGGAGAUAGUGGCAUCGUAUACGUCUGGCUCGGGGAGAAGAGUGAUCCCGAGGAAGCGCGUCUCACUGAAGAAAUCGCCGAUGAAAUGUAUGAUCCCGAGAAGUAUAGCCUACAAGUUGUACGCGAAGGUGAAGAGCCUGAAAACUUCUUCUGGGUGGGAAUUGGAGGAAAAAAGCCUUACGAUACCGAGGCCGACUACAUGCAACACACCAGACUUUUCCGCUGCUCCAACGACAAGGGAUAUUUUGCCGUCUCUGAGAAAUGUUCUGACUUCUGCCAGGAUGAUCUUGCUGACGAUGACUCGAUGAUUUUGGACGACGGGGUGCAUGUUUUCUUGUGGCUUGGUUCAAAAGCAUCAGACGUCGAGAUCAAACUUGCUCUCAAGAGCGCACAGGUGUAUGUACAAAACCUGCGCGUGAAGGAGGAGUCGCAACCUCGCAAGCUGCUCUGCACUUUCAAAGGAAAGGAAAGCAAGAAAUUCACACGCUGCUUCCAUGGCUGGAGCCAUUUCCGUACGCAUGCUGGCUCAUGAGCGUCUACCCGAUGACGCUGUGAAACAGCAUACCUUCUUAUUUUCUUGCUUAGACCAUCUUCGUCCAUUUUUUUCGGCCAAGAUUUCUGUCAUAAACGACGCUGAGAACUCUAGUCUCGUGGAGUUGACCUUAGAUAUUAGUGUUAGUUGUUAACAGGUUAUGCUGGAUUUGUUUUGAACAAAACAUUAAGGUAGAAUUAUUUUUGUGGUUACAGUACUUGACUGUAAGUCAAUUUUUGAUCAUCAAUUUUCAUGUUAUACAUACCCUACAAGCUCUUUCGUUGAAAAAAAAAUAAAAUUUUGACGACACCACUCAUAUUAUAUGGGUUUUCAUGAUAAAUCUUUGAGUUCAAGUUUCUUGAGACUUUUUCUCGUCUAAUUUUUUUUAUUCAUAUUCCCGCGUAUUAAUUCUUGUACAAGUUAGGAUAAGUACAGUAAAAUGUCGGUGAAAUUUGUCAUCUAGUUUGGUGACAAACCUCCCUAUUUAUCUACAAUUUUUGUGAUUUUAAAUCGAGCAAUGGUGUUUGAACUUCUCAUAAUUAACGUUUUGAAUGAUUGGUUUUGCUUUUGACUUACACUGCUUACUUAUUUGCGUUGAGCUUCAGCCUGCUUGUUCCUGAGAAUUUUUUUGUUCUCUUGAUUGAAUCGAUCAAAAAUAAUUUAUUCUUCAGCUAGAAUGCAUGCAAGCACUGUCAUCGCCCUGAACAUUUCUCUAACUUUUAAGCUGUAUCUUCAGACUGCUUGCAAUGGUAUUGAACAGAGGAAUGUCAUUUCAGUUUUUUCUUUAAAUUCGCGUUAAUGUUUUUGUGAAAAAUUUCGUUCCAGUAAGUUAGAUUUCUUGCCUUUCGUGUAACAUUGCAUUUAGGAUAUAUUUAAGAACAAUUAUUAACACGGACGAUGCAGUUUUAUCAGGUGCCUGUAAUCUUUUCCUCCGUAUUCAACUAUGUGCAAUAAAAUAUAAUGUUGUUACAUGA